Molecule: messenger RNA, 222 nt
Organism: Parastagonospora nodorum SN15
Lineage: Eukaryota; Fungi; Ascomycota; Dothideomycetes; Pleosporales; Phaeosphaeriaceae
Exons: 2
Coding region: 1-222 (73 amino acids)
Source: RefSeq, a predicted model, not a curated record
AUGGCAGCUGCAUUGGUAACUCAGCAGGCUCUCCAGCUUUUGCAGGUACCUACUCCAUUCAAACCCUCCUAUGAAGCACUUCGGUACCUUAUGUUCCGUCUCAUUUCCACCGGCUGCCGCCUUGACAUUCCAUGGCGCGAUGACGAAUACUACCCCAAACCGCCAAGGGUGGGAUAUACUACACCGCGUACCCGUGGCUUUGCACUCGUUGAUUAUCGAUAA